Molecule: messenger RNA, 590 nt
Organism: Psylliodes chrysocephalus
Lineage: Eukaryota; Metazoa; Arthropoda; Insecta; Coleoptera; Chrysomelidae
Source: the annotation of a GenBank genome assembly
CCAAGUAGGGGACGUCCGCCAACAGUGGUCAUACCAAGUAUAGUGGCCACUCGUUGAUAUUAUUGAAAUGUGAUGUCUAGUAGUAGUAUCUUCUCGUAUGUGGGAUUAAAAUCAUGACUUUUUUUGAAUAUUUUAACUAGAUUUUCAGUACAAUGGCAUUUACGGCAACGCAGAGUUUAUGUGUAUUUCUAACGUAAAAAGUUACAUAUUUCUCCGAUUAUUUCGGGGUAUAUAUCUGUUACAAAUCAAUGUUGCAUCGGAAAUGCCCAUAGAAGGAAAAGGAGUAACCGAGUGUUUGGCUGAAGUGAAAAUAACAAAAGAGGACAUUACUUCUCAUCCACCAAAGAAUACAAUCGAAGUUAUGUGCUUUAUGAAAUGCCUUAUGUUCAGAAAUGGUAAAAUCGACGCUAAAGGCAAAAUCAACGUUGAAAAAGUAGAGGAAGAUUUGUCAAAAGUACCUGGCCUCACCGAUAAGCAAAAAGUGGACUUUAAAAAAUGCGUAAUUGCUGUAGACAAGAUAGAGAAAUGUGAAGACAUAAAGAAAAUACGUCUAUGUUGGUUGGCAUUAAGCAAGCAUCAUUGAUAUUGAG